AUAUUGACUAAGUACUUAUAACUUACCAAAUAAGUGCCCUCCUACCCUACGAAUCCUUUUUCGAUUCCAAUUCCAAUUUCGAUUCGGAUUCCAAUUCUACUCCCAAGUCUCUUAUAAAUAAAGCAUUCGGCAUGGUUAGCGAUCAAUCAGAGUUAGGGUUUCCGAUGACAACUUUGAAGGAGCUUCUCCCACCAGUAACAUCAUCAUCUGGGACUUGGAAUUACGACCACUCCAAUGAGAUGUGGUUCAAGCAGGGGUACAGCGCUGCCGAGGCCGAACAAUCUGCUCUAAUCAAAUCAAAACCGGUACCACCAUACCUGAAGAGCGGCUUUUGGCCAUCGAAGCCUGAAGAUUUUGGAGAUGGAGGGGCGUUUCCGGAAAUUAACCAUGCCCAGUACCCUCUUGACAUGGGCAGGAAGAAUGUUCGGAAGACGGUGCUGCCCGUCACCGUUGACGAGCAUGGUAACGUGAGAUAUGAUGCAAUUGUGAAGCAAAACGAGAAUGCUUCUAAAGUAGUUUAUUCACAGCACAGAGACCUUGUGCCGAUGAUUUUGAAAAACGAGAAAGAGGAAGAGCCUGAAGAGGAUCUGGAUGAGUUGGAGAAAAAGAUUGAGGAGACAACCCAGGAGACCAAAGCCGCCCUUGAGAAAAUUUUGAAUGUUAACACACCAACACAGUCUUCUGAUUCCAAAUUCAUCAAAUACAAACCAUCGCAACAAUCUGCAGAUUUUAGUUCUGGUGCGAAGGAGAGGAUUGUAAGGAUGGCCGAGAUGGUUGUGGAUCCCUUAGACCCGCCAAAAUUCAAACACAAGAGGGUUCCAAAGGGGUCUGGUUCUCCACCCGUGCCAGUCAUGCAGUCUCCACCUCGUCCCGUGACUUUGAAGGACCAGCAGGAUUGGAAGAUCCCACCAUGUAUUUCGAACUGGAAAAACCCGAAAGGGUAUUCUAUUCCACUUGAUAAGCGGCUUGCAGGAGAUGGUAGGGGACUUGAGGAGGUUCAGAUUAAUGAUAAUUUUGCCAAGCUUUCAGAAGCGCUGUAUGUUUCAGAACAGAAAGCUAGAGAGGCGGUGGCGAUGAGGUCUAGAGUUCAGAAGGAAAUGAUGAUGAAGGAGAAAGAAAAGAAAGAACACGAAUUGCGUGAUUUAGCUCAGAGAGCGCGGUCUGAGAGAGCAGGUGUGGCGGUGGCACCACCCCCAGGUGCAGUUCCGAGUUCUUCUGACAAAACUAUGAUGGAUGUUGAUGAUGUAAGGGGGGAUUAUGAGCGAUUGCAGAGGGAGAAAAUUCGCGAGGAGCGGCGUCGAGAAAGAAGGCAGGAGGCCAAGGAUGCAGCAAUGGGAAAGAAGAGUAAGAUCACUAGAGAUGGAGACCGCGAUGUGAGUGAGAAGAUUGCUCUUGGGAUGGCUUCUACCGGAGCAGGAAGAGGAGGAGGAGGGCAAGUUAUGUAUGACCAGAGGUUGUUUAACCAGGAGAAGGGAAUGGAGUCUGGGUUUGCCACUGAUGAUCAGUACAACGUGUAUGAUAAGGGGUUGUUCACUGCUCAGCCUACCCUGUACAGGCCUAAGAAGGAUGUCGAUUCUGAUAUGUAUGGAGGUACUGCAGAUGAGCAUUUGGACAAGAUCAUGAAAACCGAACGCUUUAAACCUGACAGGGGUUUUGUUGGUACCUCCGGUAAGAGUGGUCCAAGAGAUAGGCCUGUUGAAUUCGACAAGGAAGCCCAAGAACCUGAUCCUUUUGGUUUGGAUCCGUUCUUCACAGCGGUGGAGAAGAGUCAAAAAGCCGCCAUGGAUAAAGUUGGCAGUGGAGGAACUAUGAAAGCAAGUGCUGGGUCAUCCAUGCGAGAUGGGGAUGAAGGAUCUGGUAGAACUCGCGUUGCAUUUGAAAGAGGGCGUGAGUGAUGCCGGAAAAUGGAGAAAUAGGAGAACAGAAAGCUAGAGAGGCAGUGGCGAUGAGGUCUAAAGUUCAGAAGGAAAUGAUGAUCAAGGAGAAAGAAAAGAAAGAACAGAAUUGCGUGCUUUAGCUCAGAGGGCGCGGUCUGAGAGAAUGUUGAUGAUAUUAGGGGGGAUUAUGAGCUUGUGAAGGAUGAGGAUGUCCCGAGGGAGACAAAGGAGGAAAGGGAAGGCGAUUGCAGAGGAAGAUAAUUCGUGAGCAGCGGUGCAGAGCCAAUAAUGGUUCUUCUAUUCUCUAUGUAAAGACUUGCAACCCUAAGAACCUGUGAAUCCUACAAUAUCCAGCCUUGUAGAGCCAUCAUAUUUUGAUCCAUUGACAGGGUUACUAAAGAGGAUUUAUGCCUGAACAUCCACAAAUCUAAAUUUAAGGAUAAAUCUCUGGCAAGCUGAGGAGGCUUAUUAUAGAGCCAUCAUAUUUUCCCAGAAAAACAUUUUUGUAAGAAAAAAGUGAUUUGUAUUUUAUUUGAUCCUAGUUCUGUGGUAUGACCAUAUCCAAACUUAACAAACAAGCUAGUUCUGAAUACAAUACUAGAGUCUUAAAAAAAUUAUUUUAUAAGUAUAUAAUAUCAAUUUUAACAUUUAAUUAUUUAUAAAAUCAAUGGUUAAAUCCAACUAAAAUUUUCACAUACAAACAAUGCGCAAUGCCCAUA
Cornus florida is the source of this 2596-nucleotide messenger RNA. Its product is annotated as SNW/SKI-interacting protein A-like. The coding region runs from base 132 to 1895 and encodes 587 amino acids. The record is from RefSeq and is a predicted model, not a curated record. Gene Ontology annotation, biological process: mRNA splicing, via spliceosome. Gene Ontology annotation, cellular component: spliceosomal complex. Lineage: Eukaryota; Viridiplantae; Streptophyta; Magnoliopsida; Cornales; Cornaceae. The transcript has 3 exons.